AUGGCGCUCACGAUGGCGUCCACGCCGAUCCGCGUCCCCGCGGCCGCGGCCGCAUCCGCUCGCGCGCCGCGCGUCGUCGCGCGCGUCGCGCGCGCGACGACGCGUCUCGCGAGACCGACGAUGACGUCUCCCGCGCGCACCGCGACGUCCCGCCGCGACGCGACGACGAUCGUCCCGCGCUCGGUGAAGCAGGACGAGAACCUCGCCGCGGACCUCGAAGCCCUGAGAGCGAAGUCCGUGGACGUCCUCGCGGAGGCGGCCGCGCUCGAGAGGCAGAUCGCGGGCGGCGAGGUCGUCAGCGAGAGCACGAUCGUGAAGCGCGCGGCGCGGAGCGAGGCGGCGAAGGAAGCGAGCGGGAUGCCCGCGCUCGGGUUGCCGUCCGCGUCCACGAUCAACCCGAGCGCCGCCGCGUCGAAGAAGGCGGCCGCGCCCGCGCCCGCGCCGACGCCGACGCCGACGCCGAUCGCGGCGAAGCCGGCUCCGGCCCCGGCCCCGGCGCCGGCGGCGUCUAACAAGCCGCUGGGCAUGACGAAAGCGGAAGCCGUCGAGGAAGCGAAGAAGGCCAAGUCCUCGCGCACGGCCCCGCCCGCGGCGACGCCCGCGCCCAAGCCGCCGCCGAAAAAGACCGCCGGCUCGAACGUCGGCGCGGACCUCGGCGCGGUCGGCGGCGGCGUGCUCGUCGCCGCGGCGUUGCUAAACGCGGUGCAGACGUUCCCGGCGACGGCGCGGGACCCGGCGUUCGCGAUCGUCGGCGCCGCCGCCGCGCUCGCGAUCGUGAAGCUGACGCAGGUUGUCUUCGGCGCGGUCGGGGACACGCCCGCGGGGCUGGAGCCGGCGGGCGGCAAGGCGAAGGCGGCGCCGAUGCCGAAGCAAAAGCCUAAGCCGAAGGCGGCGGCGGCGGCGGCGGCGGCGGCGGAGGCGACGGCGACGGUGCCGUCCACGCAGGCGUCGCUGGAGGAGUCCGAGGCUGCCGAGGAAGCCGCGGUCGCCGCGAACGAGGAGACGGAGGAGAAGCUGCGCGAGAUGAAGAAGCGCGCGGCGGAGCUGCUCGAGUCGAAAACCGACGAGCCCAUCUCGGAAAAGGCUGCGGACGCGGCGACGCUGACGCGCGACGCCGUGAACGCGUUCUACGCGGACGGCCCCGGCGCGGACGGCGUGACGAUGUCCGAGGCGGACGUCGUGAAGACCGCGCCCGCGGACGCGGCGGCGGCGGCGGCGGCGGCGGAGAAAAAGAAGGACGACGGCCCGAGGGAGAGCUCGUUCCUCGAGAAGCUCUUCGCGGUGAUCGCGGUGCCGUUCAAGAUUCUGUUCGCGCUGAUCAUGUGGCUGCCGAGCAAGUUGUUCAGGUCGUCGUCGGAUUAA
Micromonas pusilla CCMP1545 is the source of this 1362-nucleotide messenger RNA. RefSeq lists its product as uncharacterized. The transcript has a single exon. The coding region runs from base 1 to 1362 and encodes 453 amino acids. The record is from RefSeq and is a predicted model, not a curated record. Lineage: Eukaryota; Viridiplantae; Chlorophyta; Mamiellophyceae; Mamiellales; Mamiellaceae.